AUGUGUAGAGAUGGUAUCAUAAUAUCAGCCGCAUCAACCUCCUUAUCAAGUGUUAUCAUGUACUUUCUGGCUUUGUUGUACUGCUUCUUAGGCACUGCGAUCGUUGCAGACGUCUUCAUGUGCUCUAUUGAAAAAAUUACAUCAUCAACCAGAAAAGUUAAAUUAAAACAUCCGACAAGGAACGCGAUGUGUGAAACCGGUAGUCCGGAAGAAGGCGUAGAAAUACGUGUUUGGAAUCCAACUGUAGCUAAUUUAAGUUUAAUGGCAUUGGGUAGCAGUGCGCCAGAAAUUUUGCUUUCAGUAAUUGAAAUUAUAGCCAAUCAUUUUCGAAUUGGUGAUCUUGGACCUGGCACUAUCAUUGGUUCUGCAGCAUUUAAUUUGUUAUGUAUCACAGCUGUGUGUAUCUUAGCUGUGCAAUCACCGACAGUUAAACGAAUUCACGAGACAUUCGUUUUUGCCACGACAUCAUUGUUUAGCUGUUUAGCAUACAUUUGGCUUUUAAUCAUACUGAUAGUAAUAUCACCAAACGUAGUAGAGCUCUGGGAAGCAUUGGUUACUUUUGGUCUCUUCUUCAUCUUAAUAAUUGUUGCAUACUUGGUGGACAUCAAAAUUUGGAAACGUAACAAAGCUUACCUGAACGAAGAAUAUCAAAUUGAUAGUGCAGAUGAUGAGAAAUGUAAGGAGGGCGAUAUUGAUACUUAUCUAAAGAAGUUUGCUAGCGAAAUGGAGUUUGGAAAUGAUAUGGUCAAGGCGACAAAUGAAGUAAGCAAUCACAAGACGUUACGUUACAUAUUACGGUGGAUUUCACGAGUCUAUCCUGAUCUUUCACCGGAUCAACAAUCCAGUUUAUUGGCUUACAAAUUAGGACAAAUGCAGAAUCGUGGCUCUUUGUGGUACCGCCGACAAGUGACACGAAGGUUAACUGCUGCCAGUCGGAAAAUAGAUUUGGAAUGGAAUUCCAAAAAAAUGUUGGAAGAAGCUGAUGAGGCAAAAAAAACAGCAAUAGUUGGAGGGGCGAUAGAAUUUUCGGCUCGCGUAUAUUCGAUCACUAAGGGAAGCAAUAAAGUUAUGUUGAGGAUUAUUCGGCAUGAGCCAACUGACAAAGCAAUGGCAUUUCACUAUUCGACGAAAAAUGGUGUAGCCAAGAAGGAUGUUCAUUUUCUAACAAAAUCAGAAACUGUACAAUUUAAAUCUGGCGAAAAGAUAAAGGAAAUCUACAUAGAUUUGGUGGAAGAUGCAACAUGGCGACCUGGUGAUGUAUUCUACGUUCAUUUAAAACUGAUUGUGAAAGAAAAUCAAAAAUACGUGCGAGCUUUUGUUACCUGUCUUCGCCAGAACAAUGAGAGCACUUUCAACGUAUAUUAUGAAACAGAAGCUGUUACAGCCAAGUGUGAUAAAGAUUAUAAAGGGAUUAGUGACGGAGUAUUGACAUUUGUGGGUAAUGAGUAUGAGAAGUAUAUCGAUGUGAGAAUAUACGACGAUAUGAAUGAAGAGAAAGAUGAAAUAUUCAAUAUAUACCUUACCGCUUCUACAGGAGGAAUAACAAUUGGGCCCAAUAAACGUGCUGUGGUGACAAUUAUUUGUGAUGAUAAUUUACUUAAAAACAUAACGAAUAUUCGAAAACUAACAUCAUAUUAUUUUAAGCAAGUGAUGUACGGGUCUAAUACAUGGCUCGAACAACUUAUCCAAGCGACGAGCGUUAAUGCUGGUGACAUUGAGAAUGCGACAUUGAUGGAUUGCGUGCUGCACAUUUUAUCAUUUCCAUGGAAGGUCAUGGCAGCUUUAAUUCCUCCAGCCACAAUUCUGGGUGGAUGGUUGGCUUUCUUUUGCGCGCUAGUCUUGAUUGGUUUCAUCACUGCCAUCAUAGGUGACCUGGCAAGUAUACUUGGUUGCAUGGUCGGCCUAAAAGAUGCUGUUACAGCGAUAACUUUGGUUGCAUUGGGCACAAGCCUACCAGAUACAUUUGCAUCAAAAAUUGCUGCUCAAACUGAUAACACAGCCGAUAAUGCUAUCGGCAACAUAACUGGUUCUAAUGCGGUAAACGUAUUCCUUGGACUUGGAUUACCGUGGACUAUUGCUGCUGUAUACUGGUCUACCAGGAAUGAACUAUUUGUAGUCAACGCUGGCAAUUUGGGAUUCAGUGUUGCGAUCUUCAUGGCUACUUGUGCAAUCUGCAUGCUAUUGUUAAUAGCUAGAAGAGUUUUGGCAUUUUUUGGCAAAGGUGAGCUUGGAGGUCCAGUAGGACCUAAAGUUCUCAGCGCUUUAAUUCUCGUUAUUCUUUGGUUGGGUUAUGUAGCGUUGUCAGCUUUACAGACUUAUGAUUACAUUUCUGUUUAA
Messenger RNA from Acanthocheilonema viteae, 2337 nucleotides. Lineage: Eukaryota; Metazoa; Nematoda; Chromadorea; Rhabditida; Onchocercidae. The record is from the annotation of a GenBank genome assembly.